CUUCCCUAUCAGGUGGUGGAAGAUUAUGCUGGAAGAUGGCAGGUCCCUUUGCCACAGCUUCAGGUUCUUCAGACUGCACUUUGUUGUUUCACAUCAGCCAGUGCAUCAUUCCCAGAUGAAUGUGAGCACGUACAAUAUGUUUUGAGUAGCCUUGCUGUGAGUUUCUUUGAGUUGCUGCUGUUCUUUGGAAGAGAUGAGUUUUAUGAAGAGCCCUUAAAGGAUAUUCUUGGAUCAUUCCAGGAAUGCCAGAAUCACCUCCGCAGAUAUGGAAAUGUGAAUCUGGAACUGGUGACUCGAAUCAUUAGAGAUGGUGGCCCAUGGGAAGAUCCAGUGUUGCAAGCUGUUCUUAAAGCCCAGCCAGCAUCUCAGGAGAUAGUGAACAAAUACUUAAGUUCUGAAAAUCCACUGUUCUUUGAACUACGUGCCAGAUACCUAAUUGCUUGUGAACGUAUACCUGAAGCAAUGGCUCUUAUUAAGUCUUGUAUAAAUCACCCAGAAAUCAGUAAAGACUUAUACUUCCAUCAAGCACUCUUCACAUGUCUGUUUAUGUCUCCUGUAGAAGACCAGCUAUUCCGGGAGCAUUUAUUGAAAACCGAUUGUAAGAGUGGAAUUGCUAUCAUCUGUAACACUGAGAAAGAAGGCAAAACUAUGUUGGCUUUGCAACUCUGUGAAUCCUUUCUUGUUUCACAGCUCCAAAAUGGGGAUAUGUACUGUAUCUGGGAAUUGAUUUUCAUAUGGAGUAAACUACAGCUUAAAUCUAAUCCUUCAAAACAAAUUUUUGUAGAUCAAUGCUACCAGCUUUUAAGAACAGCAACUAAUGUGAGAGUCAUAUUUCCUUUCAUGAAAAUCAUUAAAGAUGAGGUUGAAGAAGGCUUGCAAAUUUGUGUUGAAAUAUGUGGCUGUGCUCUACAACUCGACCUUCAUGAUGAUCCAAAAACUAAAUGUCUGAUUUAUAAAACAAUUGCACAUUUUUUGCCAAAUGAUUUGGAGAUCCUCAGGAUUUGUGCACUCUCAAUAUUUUUUCUUGAGCGUUCCUUAGAAGCUUAUCAUACUGUUGAAGAGCUUUACAAACGUCCAGAUGAAGAAUAUAAUGAAGGCAUGAGUAGUGUUCAAAAUCGCGUUCGUUUUGAAUUACUUCCAAUUUUGAAAAAGGGAUUGUUUUUUGAUCCUGAAUUUUGGAACUUUGUGAUGAUUAAGAAAAACUGUGUAGCACUGCUGCGUGAUAAGUCGGCAGUUAGAUUUCUAAAUGAAAGUACACUGGAAAAUUCUGCAGGUAAUCUAAAAAAGACAGUGGGACAGCAAGGCUUGGAUGAAGAGCUUAACUCUUUUACAGAUCACAGCACUGGAGAAACUGAUCCUGAUGAUGUGUCUGGAGUACAGCCUAAAGGUUACCUUAAUACGAAGAAAAGCCUUCCCGCUCUUAGUACUUCCAGAGUAGAUCACAAUGUCCCGAGACACCGGUGUAUGUUAUGUAACAAGGAGUUUCUAGGUGGUCACAUUGUAAGACAUGCCCAGUCUCACCAGAAAAAAGGCAGUUUUUCAUGUGUAAUAUGUGGUAGGAAAUUUAGAAACAAAGGACUUAUGCAGAAGCAUUUAAAAAAUCAUGUUAAGAAGAUACAGAGACAGCAGAUAGCUGCAGUUCAACAGGAUGAUCAGGAAAUCACUGUUGUAGAAGAAAUAAAUUGUUCCAAUUCUUCCAUUUCACUUGAAAAUGGGAAUUCUGAUAAUAAAGAUUUGGAAGUAAAGACUCUUACUGCUUCUAGUGAUGGAAACAAAGAAGUCAUCCCUGAGCAUGUGGUUGAAUUCAUUGAAAUUCCUGUAAGUGUACCAGAUGAUGUUAUUGAAAACAUUAUUGAAAAUGGCAGUCCCGAUACUUCUUUAGAUAAUGCCUUGAAGCCUUUACCUGAAUGUGAGGAUGAUUAUGAGGAGGAAGAGGAUGAAGAAGGUGAUUAUGAAGAAGAUGAUUAUGAUUUGAAUCAGGAAACUUCAGUACUUCAUAAAAUCAAUGGAACUGUGUGCCAUCCAGAAGACAUAUAUGCUACAGAUCAAGAAGGAAACUUUAAGUGCCCUGCUCUUGGCUGUGUCCGGAUAUUUAAAAAAAUUGGAUUUCUAAAUAAGCAUGCAAUGACUGUACAUCCAACUGACUUAAAUGUGCGACAAACAGUAAUGAAAUGGAGCAACGGAAAAUGCAAAUUUUGUCAAAGGCAAUUUGAAGAUUCUCAACAUUUUAUAGACCAUCUUAAUAGACACAGCUAUCCAAAUGUGUACUUCUGUUUGCAUUUUAAUUGCAAUGAGUCUUUUAAGCUGCCACUCCAGCUUGCCCAGCAUACAAAAAGUCACAGGAUAUUUCAAGCUCAGUGUAGUUUUCCAGAAUGCCAUGAGCUUUUUGAAGAUCUUCCUCUGCUAUAUGAACAUGAAGCUCAGCACUAUUUGAGUAAAACACCAGAAUCAUCUGCACAGCUAAGUGAAGCAAUUUUUUGGGAUGUUCAUAAAGAUUCAAAUCCUAAUCAUCAGGAAAAAGACUCAUCUAGUAAUGAGAAACAAAUUAUUAGUCUGCCAGUUUCUACUAGCAAAUCAAGGAAAGAUUCUACAGAACCAAAGACAUGUACAGAAAAUAUGGAAAAGAAAUCAGACAGUUUAGUUCAGAAUGGAAAUGAACAUUCUGAUGGCAGUGUUUCAGAUAUAAGCUUGAUAGACCAAAAGAUGCCUGACAUAGAGCCAAAUUCUGAAAAUAAUUGUAGUAGUGACUUAGUCAAUGGACACAGUGAAACAGAGCAAACACCUUUAGUUUCAUCAGAUCCUCCUCUGAAAAUUGAUACUAAUAGAAUCAGGACAGAAAAUGGUUCCAUUUUACCCAGUGUCGUACCACAAGAACACAAUACCUUGCCAGUAUCUCAGGCACCUUCCAAACCAAAUCUGACAAGUGAACAUACUUCAUAUGGCUUACUUUUAACAAAACCAUAUGUCAGACCAUUGCCUCCCAGUUACCUUGAUGAACGGUAUCUUAGUAUGCCAAAACGCAGAAAAUUUCUGACUGACAGAGUAGAUGCCUGUUCUGAUCAAGAUAACGUUUAUAAGAAAUCAGUGAAAAGAUUAAGAUGUGGCAAAUGCCUGACCACCUACUGUAAUGCAGAAGCACUUGAGGCUCAUCUUGCACAAAAGAAAUGUCAGACACUCUUUGGAUUUGAUUCAGAUGAUGAAAGUGCCUGAUAAAAAUGUUUCAGAAAGAUCUGUCGAUCAAGCAGUAGUGUGAAAAAAGCACUAAGAAAAUGCAUCAUCAGUUUGCUAUUUCCCCGAUGGCCUUAAUUUUAGAGCGGUCUUGGAUUACUAAAGAUAAAGACAAAGCACAUUUUCUAGAAUGAACUCACAGAGGAGAUGUGCUGGCUUCGACUCCAAAAGGGUCAUUAUAAAACUCCCAAAGUACCAGUUUUCCAGAAAACCACAUUUUAAAAAAGUUUAUGAUGAUUUAUAGCAGCAUGUUCAGUUUCGCUUAUAUGAGAAACAUGUUCAGGCAACUAGUCAGAAAGAAAAAACAGCUAUGGCCUUACCUAAAGGGAAAAGUUAACCAGUUAUUAAAGGGGGGGGGCUAGUUUACGAUAGUAAACAAUUUAAAAUAUUUUAUUCCACAAAUGGAAUUUGUUUCCUUGUCAUGUAUAUGUAUAAUCAGAUUAUGUCCUCCUUUCUGGUCAAGCAUGGUUUAAGGAACCAUUUUGUUUGGUAUAUAUUUUGAAACUGAUAUACAUGAAAAUAAAACUUAUCACCAUGCUAUCAAAGAUUGUAACUUGUUUCCAGAUGAUUAAUUAGGCCGAAAUUCAAUGAAUGGCAUGCCAGCAUUGAACAUUAAAAAGCAAAACAAAACAAAAUGCUUUGCUAAUAAGCUCUUGAUAGAACCUCCACUAACCACUUUUGUAAUACAAAUUAGUUAUAUUUUAAGAGGCAUCAGUGUAAGUUAAAUAGAAAAAAACGGUCAGUAACUUUGAGGAGAGAUGGUCCUAAUCUAAGACCAUUACAAGCUGUGUAGUUGAAGGAAAACACUGAAUUGCAAAUUAUUCAAUGUGAAUAAUGGUAAAAGUACACUGGGGUAUUUCUGUUUGUAUAUAGUGUUAGGACAUUACUUGAUGAUUCAUAGUAAGGUCCUUCAGACAUUAAUGUGAGUUAUCUAAGUAUAGUCCUCUAAAAAUAACUGGCUUAAAAAAAAUCUGUAAGAGAAGAAUCAGGUUGAGAAUUCAUUCAUUUUAUUCAGUUAGGAGAAAUCAUUACAAAAUAAGCCAUACUACUCCUGUUUUUUUAUUCAUUAGUGGUGAAUCUGGACUGAAUAAUAACUUUAAUACAUAAAAGGAAGCAUUUACACAGCAAGAACACAUAAGAUAAACUGAUGUAUUGUUUUCCUUGAUGACCAGUAAUUUUCCUAAGGAAGAUUUUAAUUUAACAACAAACUAUUAAACAAUAAGUGUUUUUAAAAAUAUCCUCUCAGAUGUUUUCCACUUGUCCAUUAUUGAAAGGAGGUUGUUUAAAGACCUCCUUUUACCUAAUAGGGUAUAAACCUAAAAUAGAUAAAAAGAACAAAAAUCAAAGGCAAAUUCUUUAAAAACAGACUGGCUAAAGUACCAAAUAUUCCAGUUAUUCUAGAUAACAAGUCUCUGUUCAAAGCAAUCAUUAGAGCUGCUUGAAUGAGAUUACUAGGGAAGUGGGACAUUUUUUCCAGGGCAGCAUCCAGAUUUUAUUAAAUUAGGAUUUCCAGGUCAUGAUAGAUAAGAUGACCUAAAAAAAGAAAAAAAAAUGUAUUUCUCAUAGGCAUUCAGUACUAUGCAAUGAUGGUCAUAAGUCCAUUCCAAAUGUGUUUGCUUUUAUUUUGUUAUGUAGCCUACAUUAGGCUGUGGAAUUUACAUUUACAUUUACAUUUAGAUAACAGAUAAUUACAACUAAUAAUCAAGUCUUUAAAUCCUUUAAGGUCAAAUAAAAAAUGUUUCCCAUAUUUCCUGAUACUGAAAAUGUAAUGAUUGAGUUUUAUUUCAGUUCAUUUUAAAAGUAUGUCUUAUAAUAAAAAGUCUUUAAAAACUGGUUCAGUUGGACAAUGAAGUUUUUUUUGAAAUAUAAUUUCUGCUUUGUACAUUUUCCAGUUUAACAUUUUAUUGCAUUUCUGUUCCGAGUUUUAAUCAUUGCCAUAAAUUCACGCCCACAAAGUGUUACAUUUUCAUUAGUUUUAAAGUUCAUGCCAAGAUAUCGUAAAUAUAUUUCACUUUUGUCUUUAAUUUGGGGUUUAUUUCUUUUAUAUUACUAAGAGAAAACUUUCUGAAAGACUGAGAUCAAACUGGUUUCUACAUAACUAAAGGAAUGUUUAUAAAAUUCUAUUUGGCCAUACUAUUCUGACAUCUUUAUAUACUUCUCAAAUAGUGGCUACUGAAAUAAUGUGUUCAUUUUAUGCCUGUCUGCUAAAACAUAAACCCUUAUCAUUUUGCUUUUGUGAGUGCAUAAACUUCCAAUCAUUCUAAUUUGGGCUUCAGGAGAAAAGGAAGCUUUCUAAUUCAUCAGAUUCUUCUUUUCUUCUACUUUGGAGGAUGUAUUCAUCUUACAUGGACCAAGUUUCAAAUCUUUGUUUUUAAAUAAAAACUCUUUCCAAAAAUAAAUACUAACUUUCUGCUAUAUGUCAGUAAGGUUGAGAAAAUAGCAAAUCUGAAUUUUUGCUGCUCAGAUAUGGAGGAAGUAGAAAAGGGGAACCUCCGUGGACAAGGACACUGGUACUUUGGGCCUUAGCCAUAUUGAUUUUUCAAAAACUAAUUAUGCAUAGAUAAUUUAUAUCAUUGAACUUGUGAUUCUUUUCAAAUCACGCUGAAGUUUCAGCUGUGCUCCUUUCAUGUUUGGUUGAAUACUGUUGUAUGGAUGAAAAACCUAAAAGGGAUGAUAGUGUUUAUUUUUUAAUUUAUUUGGUACUGUAAAACACCUUUUCAGAAUGAGUAAAUGCUGCAUAUGCAUUUUGGAAUUGUUAAUAAUGUGAAAGCUAUUAGCUUCAGCAAGAAAGGAAAUUUGUGCUUCCUUGUUGAACAUUAAAUUAUUUUACUUUGCAUUUUAUAAGAGUACAAGUUAAAACUGAGCCAUUGAACUGCAAUAAAUCAACAAUAGUGUCUCAUUUCAAGAAAUUUUUUGUACUGUACAUAGAUUUGUUCAAUAAAACAUGUCCUUGUUGGUAA
Messenger RNA from Carlito syrichta (Philippine tarsier), 6188 nucleotides. It is a transcript of the gene ZNF654, whose product is annotated as zinc finger protein 654. The transcript is spliced from 8 exons. The coding region runs from base 463 to 3210 and encodes 915 amino acids. Gene Ontology annotation, molecular function: DNA binding; DNA-binding transcription factor activity, RNA polymerase II-specific. Gene Ontology annotation, biological process: regulation of transcription by RNA polymerase II. The record is from RefSeq and is a predicted model, not a curated record. Gene Ontology annotation, cellular component: nucleus. Lineage: Eukaryota; Metazoa; Chordata; Mammalia; Primates; Tarsiidae.